Molecule: messenger RNA, 5301 nt
Organism: Cladocopium goreaui
Lineage: Eukaryota; Dinophyceae; Suessiales; Symbiodiniaceae
Source: the annotation of a GenBank genome assembly
AUGUCAUCGACUGGCAAGACGAAGGAGAAGAACCAGAGCAAGGGCGCCGAGAAGCAGGCCAAAGACAAGGCCGAGAAAUUCGAUUGGUCGAGGACGACAGGUCCCGACCAGAGGGAUCCUCGUUGCUCGGGCCCUCCGUGCAACGGAUCUCACGAUCCUGCCCCUCCGGGCCGUGGAUCGCCGACGGGAUCCAACAGCCAUGGAACAUGGACUUCAUGUGCCAGAUGCAAGCUGCGCCUGUCAUACACUCCGAGCUUCGGAGCCCAUGCUUUGUGCCGAAAGGCCGGAGCACUUCCAGCCGACGUCCAACAGCAAGUGGAGGAGUUGGGCAACGAGGCUCCAUACAACCUGAAGCUCCGAGACAAGGACAUUGGCCUGGACAGCGCAGAGAAAAGCUGCCUGGCGAAGUUGGAGAAGAUCAAGGCGCAGAAGGCAGGCUAUCACCUGGAGAAGGGCAACAAGGAGAAGGGUCAAGCUUCCACUUCGGGGCCUGGAUACCCGACUCCGGCAACUCCUGUGGCUGUGCCCAAGGCGACCAUGCCAAAUGGACCCAUGACGAUCAACCUGGAGGAGGCCGACCAUGAGCAUGCUUCCGGGACGAAAAGGUCGCAGAAUGAACCCCUCGGAGGAGUUGGAGGCAGAACAAAGAGAGGAAGAUCUAUCAACUCCGACAUCAAUCGCGGUGAUUUCUCCGUGAAUGAAGAUGAGAAGAUCUCCAAGUAUGAGCUCAUCCUGGAAGAUGAGACGAUGCUGGACAAGGACAACAACGAUGAGAACAUGCCUGCAGAGAACUAUGUCCCAAGGGCCUUGGACACUUCUGAAGAGGCCUUUGUCUUGAAUGUCCUCAGGACGCACUUCGAGGACGUGGAUGAGGAGAUCUAUGCAUGCGGUGGCAUGCGGGAAUGCGACAGGCUGGAUGUCCUGGAGCUUUGCUGCGAGGAGGACAGCCUUCUCACGAAGACUAUCCAACAACUUGGAGGCCGAGCUGAGCGUGCUGGUUUGUUCAACGGCUGUGACCUGAUGAAAGCUUCUGGACGCGAGAAGAUCAAGGAGAUCAUCAAGGUGAGGAAACCAAGAUGGAUCUGGGUUUCCUAUCCGUGCGGGCCCAAUAGCCCCAUUCAGCACCUCAAUGAGCUCACAGAAGAUGGAUGGUUGAAAAGUAUGAAGCGGAGGCAGAAGUGCAGGAAGCUCAUAAGAUACGGCAAUGAGAUCCUCCUGGACUAUGUCAACGCUGGUGGAAAUGUGGCUUGGGAAUGGCCACGGAACAAUGAUGGGUGGCAUUUGUCUGAGGUUCGAAGUUUUUGGCAACAGAUGGACUUUGUGGACCACAACUUCGACGGCUGCAUGUUCAACCUUCGAUGUCAUGAAGGGUUCCAUAAGAAGCCCUGGACAGUGCGAACAAACCGCAAUGGUGUGUUCCAUCCUCUGGAACGACAAUGUGAUGGCAGCCACAGACAUGUGCCAUCGAUGGGUGGAACUACAGCAAGAAAGACAGGUCUCUACACGGUUCAACUUUGCACAGCAGCUGCCAAAUGCAUGCUGUCCUACCACGAGACCGACUACUCCAUCUUCACCCUGGACUCCGUGAAGAUUGACAGGGAGUCGCUCAAGACCAUGACGACGCAAGAACUCGAACGACUUGCCCUCACCGUGCUCAAGCUUCAUCGACGAUGUGGACAUCCUAGCAACAGAGCUUUGGUCAAGACCUUGGCCGCUCGAAACGCCGACCCAAAGAUGCUGGCCAUCGCUGAACAACUCAAAUGUGAUGAAUGCCAAGAGGGCCAAUUCAGCAAACCAUCUGUGGUGGUAUCUCUGGAAAAGGAGGAGAAGAUUUGGAACACCCUCCAGAUGGACAUUUUCUUCUUCAAGCAUGGGACCAACGUCCACCACUUUCUGGUCAUGUUGGACGAGGCCAGCGGUUUCUCCAUCACGGCGGAGCUCUUGAUUCACACCACCGACAUCCAUGCCAACGUGGACACACCCAGUGUCAUUGAGGGCCUUGAAGGCUCCUGGUUCCAGUACUUUGGACACCCUGGAAGGAUCCGUUGUGACCUUGAAGGUGCUUUCAGAGGAACCGAGUUGGCGGACUACUGCGCUGACCGUGGCAUUGAACUAUUACAAGUUCCUGCCGAACAUCACCAAGCUACUGGCGAUGUGGAGCGUAUGGUGGGUGAGUUGCGCCACAAGAUCGAGCUCUUUUUGCGCAACGAGGAUGUUCCACCCCGAAGAGCUGUCUACGCUAUGACGACAGCCCACAACCACCUUUCAAGAGUUGGAGGUUUUGCCCCGGCACAAUGGGCAUUUGGACGACAGGUGGAUGACCUUGACAAUGUGGCCAUUCACACCUCUGAAGGUACUGCAGACCAUGCCAUGUCUGACAACUUACAACUUCGACUACGUGCGGAGAAGAAGUACCUUGAGCUCCAUGCCCGGGCCAAGAUUUCACGGGCCCUCAACACCCGUGGCAAACCUUCAGUGCGUUUUCUUCCUGGAGAUUUGGUGUUCUACAAGCGCUACAAGGUGCCCUCAGACUUCCCAGCUCACGAGCUGGUGGAUCAACCAAAGUUGAGAAUUAGCCGUUGGUAUGGCCCAGGGAGAGUCCUUGCGAGUGAGACGAGGGUUCAAGAAGAAGGAACCCGUCGCACAGCGGCAUCUACAGUUUGGGUAGUGGCACAGGGAAGGAUGAAGAAAUUUCAUCUUGAUCAACUUCGACAUGCAAGUGAGCGAGAACGGCUGAUUGCCGAGCAGACCACAGCCCCAACAAUGCCGUGGACUCGCAAUGCCCUGGAGUCUUUGAUUCAAAAGGGUGCCUACGAUGACCACACCUGUGACUUCCAGGAGAAGAAUCCCAACAAGAGCCAACGUCGUGCCCAACAGCGGUCCAGAACACCAGCGAUGUUGGAACGGAAACGACUUCCACGACCUGCUGAUCCUGGACCUCCACCUCAACCUGAACCUCAAGAAGUUCAGAUGGAUCAAGCUGAUGGUCUACUCCCUGGACAAGAUCUACGACCUGAAGGAGCUCUACAACCAGAACUUCCCUCUUCGUCUUCGGCGAGGCGAGAUCCUGAGAACGAGCCUGUGAUUGAUGGCCGACGCCUGCUGAUGGAUGUGGAUUACAACCCUCUGAAGAGGAUUGCUGGUUCUGAAGCCCAACCUGGUGACGAGACCUUCCGUCGUCAACGCCGACAACAUGAGCUUGAUGACCGACCUCUGCAUGUCAAGCGCCAGGAGCUGAUUGAAGCUAGCAACUGGUGCUGCAAGGUUGAGAAUGACUUCGUCUACGGUGUGGAGAUACCCAUCCCGGAGAACGAAGCAGCCUGGCGGAAGAUCUUGAAAGAUCCCUGCAAAUUUGCAGCGAAAAGUGUUCAGAAAGGAGCUGAAGUUUCCUGGCACAAGCUGGAUGCCAAACAAAGAGAGGCCAUGCAAGCUGCGAAGCUGACUGAGGUGGACCAAUGGGUCAAAGAGGAGGUGUGCCAAAAGUUCAAAGGGAUUAUCCCUGCUGGCAGGUUGAUGAGGAUGCGAUGGGUUUUGACUUUGAAGAGCACCUCAGAUCCCUCUACUGCCAAGUGCAAGGCGAGAAUUGUCUUGCUGGGCUACACCGACCCAGACCUGGAAACCCUUCAGACUUCAGCACCGACUUUGACGAGGAGGUCGCGACAAUUGGCUUUAAGCCUGGCCUGUGCAAAGCGCUGGAAGCUGGUCAAGGCGGACGCCAAGAGUGCCUUUCUACAGGGCACUGCGACUCAAUCUGAUCGCAACAUUUUUGCGAUCCCGGUGCCUGAGCUUGCUGAAGCCCUUCAAGUUCCACAAGGCCAAGCUGUGAAAAUGCUGAAGGCCGCUUAUGGCCUGGUCUCAGCACCUCGCGAAUGGUUCCUGGAGGUGAACAAAGUUGCCACAGAGAGCUGCAAAUUGCGACAGCUGAAAUCUGAUCCUUGCAUGUGGGUACUGGAUGGCCAUGGUCCUGAAGCAGAACCCCGUGGCUUCAUUACUUCCCACGUGGACGAUUUCCUGAUCGCUGGUGACGACAACGAUCCAGAAUGGCAAGCCUGUCUUUCAACUUUCAAGGCUGCAUUCAGGUGGUCACCAUGGGAAAACACACCUUUCCAACACUGUGGAGUUAUGGUGGAUCAACUGGAGGACUUCUCAUUCCAGUUGGGCCAUGAUGAGUACUGCACCGAGAUCAAGCAGAUCGACAUCAUCGCCGGUGCAGAAGGUGUCAGCCCCACUGAGUUGGCACAGGCAAGAGCAGUGUUGGGCGCCGCUCAAUGGCGAGCCUUGCAGACGGCUCCUCAGCAUGCCGCUAAGGUUUCGCUUCUGCAGAGCAUGCUUCCCCAUGCGUUGGACUCCAAGGACGUGCUGCACCAGAUCAACAAACUAUGUCGCGAACUUUAUGCUCAGCGCUACAUCUCUGUGAAUAUCAAGCAGCUGAACCCCAAGAACCUCCGGGACUUGGGCAUCGUUUGCUGGACAGACGCUGCAGUUGGAAAUAGACCAGAUUUAUCAUCAACUGGUGGAUUCAUUGCAGGUCCAGUCUCGCUGCCGAGAUACAGGCAUUGGCGGAAGGAGAACAGGAAUUUCAUGUUCCUGAGGACUCAAUGGGCCGAAUUGCUUGGGAUCCCUCUCAACCUGAGAGAACCACACCAUGCAACAAGCCAGAUUCCAGCAGCCUUGGUCGUCGAUGCGAAGAGCGUCUUCGAUGCGGUCCAGAAGGGCGACACAGCGAGCGCAGCUUUUGGGCUGAAAGAAAAAUAUUCAGCUCUCGAACUGCUGGCGGUGGUGGAGAACAUUCGCUUGCAGAAGACGCCGUUGCUGUGGGUGUCAUCUGACGCCCAAUUGGCGGAUGGACUUACAAAACCAGCUGCCCAGGAACUCAUGAAGAAUUUCUUGAUGCGAGGGCAGCAGUGGAAUGUCAAAUACGACCCGAACUUCGUGGCCGCCAAGAAAAAGCCUAAGGAAGAAAGGAUGACGCAAUCAGCGCCUGUGACAACUUCUACCCCAUCUGAUUGGGCGCUGAGUGUGGUGCAAAUGCUGCAACAAGCUCACUCACCCUUUGGCAACAGCAGUGCUGCUCGUACAGCCUACGCCAUAGCUGCGUGGAGCAACCCAGAACCUUCGGCGGUGCCGUUACCUCGCUGGGUGGAGGAGACUCCAUUGGCACCGCUCGAGAUCGGGAGUCCAUUUCUCUUCCCCGAUUCGCUUCAAUCGUCGCCGCUGGAGGCAACUCAGCUCGCUGCGCCGAAGAGCUUCGAUUUUUCACGGCUCAAAGUGCAGGCUGAGCGGAUUGCCUCCUCCAAGUAA